AAGAAACUGGGCGGGCGGGGCCGCGACUAGAGCGCGAGCGAGUCUGCCCCGCCCGGAGCCGGCGGCGCGAGCAGAAAUGAGCGGCAUGGACUCCUAUAAAGUGAUGCUAGAUGGGCCAGCGCCCUGGGGAUUCAGGCUGCAGGGGGGCAAGGACUUCAACAUGCCCCUCUCCAUCUCCAGGCUGACCGCUGGUGGCAAGGCAGCCCAGGCUGGCGUGGGAGUGGGCGACUGGGUGCUGAGCAUCGAUGGGGAGAACACCAGUAGCAUGACUCACAUCGAAGCGCAGAACAAGAUCCGUGCCUGCGGAGACCAUCUUUCCCUCAGCCUGAGCAGAGUCCAGUGCCUCCUGGGGAAGUCACACAAGGAUUCAUUCCCCUGCUCUCAGCCCCCGAAAUAUAACUUCGUUCCUAGCACCACCCUCAACAAAACAGCCCGGCCCUUCGGGGCCAGCCCUGCGCCCAACUCGCUGCCUGGGCUGGUGACGAAACCUGUGACGUACACGGCCCCUGCCUGCACCCCCCAGCACAAUGGGUGCAGAACCUUGACAAGUCAGGUCGGUGCUGGCCCCAGCCCGCCAGAGGGGAAACCUCAGCCCCGUGGAGACCUGGGCCGCUCCUACGUGGAGGAUGAGCACGCUCUGCGGCUAAUGAGCCCCCCAGCCGGCCUGCCCAAUGACUCCAGCAAAAAGCGGCUGAUUGAGGAUACGGAGGACUGGCAGCCUCGCACGGGCACAACCCAGUCCCGCUCCUUCCGCAUCCUGGCCCAGCUCACGGGCACAGAGUUCAUGCAAGAUCCAGAUGAGGAGCAUGUUAGAAAAGCCAGAGAAAAGUUUGUCACUGAGCUUCAGAGCCCCCGCUACACUGGCCUGCGUGACUGGCACCACCAGCGCUCCGCCGUCUCUCUGAACGUGAAAUCCUGAGCAGCUCCUGGCCUUGUGCUGGGAGCCUGCACCUCUCGGCCCCGGGCUGGCGUGGCCACAUCACAUGCCUUCGCCUGGGGAGGGGCAUCCACCUGGCUCCUAAACGUACCCAGCUGGGAGCUCCUUGUGCUGUGCAGUCUGCUCUGCCUGGGCUGGGGAGGGGCUGGCCCUGGGCAGGACGCGUUGUAUGGCACUGAGCAGGCUGGGAUGGAGGCUGUCAGCACCAGGGCCCUGGCCUCAGACCCCAGGGGAGCGGAGGGACUCCACUGCUGCGUGUCCUUGCCCUGUCACACUAGGCUUCCCCUGGAGCCCCAGCCCCCUGGGGUGGCUGCACUGCCCUUGCUCUGCCCAGGGUAGAACUUGGGCAAGUGGGAGCUGGGACUGCUGCCUGGAGCGUCCUCUGGGCCUGUGUUCCCAGCUGUGUCCUGUUCCCAUGAGCUGCCCAGGCUGAGUGGGCUGCUGUUCCCAGAUGCCCUCUGCGUGUGUUUGUAGUGUGAGGGCCCGGCUAGCAACCGCACCUCCUCGGGGCUGUCUCCUCGCUUACCCAGACUGGACGGGUGGGUGUUGACUCAACAUCCAUCUGCCUGGCCCAGCAGAGGACCUGGCGGGUGGCCAAGGGCUCUGGGAGCGAGCCCAGGCUGCUGGGUUCUGUGCUGUGGUGCGGGCCCCUCUGAGCCUGUUGCCUUGCCGUGAUGGGCUCGCAGUGCACCCCAAAGGGCUGAUGUGAUGUGACCUGUGCUCUCGGUGGGCCGAGUGUUGGAGUGGGCUGGGGCUGGGCCCUGGGUCUGCCCAGCACAGCUGCUCGCUGGACCCUGCUAUAGCACAAUAAAGAUUCCUGUUCUUGUAACUGGCUCCUAGUCGUCAUUGCUGCCAGGAGGGACUGGCCAGGGCACCCGUUGCCAGCUCUGCGGGGGUGGCCUGGUGCGCCCUGGGCUGAGCUGCAGCAGCUGGGGGGAACCUCUCUGCUCUGCUGGCUGCAGAGCCUGGCAGCCUUUCCCCUGGGGCUGGCCCCUGACCUGCAGCAAACCCAGCUCCAGUGCACCCUGGGGCGGGUGCUGUCCAUUAACUCCUCUGGGCUGCUGGCACAGGUCCCCCAAGGGUGGGCAUUGCUGCAGGCUGGGGAACAGGGCUUCUGGCCUUUCCACUCCUGGUGUCAGGCACAGCUCCAGCAGCCAGUGCUGCCUCGGGCCUCAGGGAGGGGCUGUACCCAGCUGUCCCUGGGCCUGGGAUUGGCCACUGAGCUGGCUGGAGAGGCCCUCCAGUGAGAGGUGAGGAAGAGGUGGCAUCGAGUCCCCCCCAACCCCACCCUGUCACUUUCCCCAGGCCUAAGCUGAGAGCUGCAAGGCCCAACUGUCAGCUGGGUGUAAGCUCUCCGGCCCCCCUGCACCCUGGAAGGGCCUGUGCAUUCUGCUCCUCCCUUGCCAGAGGCGGGCAUGGGAUCUGUGGCUGCUGGUGCCUCCUAUCUCCCCGCAGGGCUGCAGCCAGGCGUGCUGCAGGCAACAUGUCUGGGGGGGGCAUUAUGUUAGCUGGGUGCCUGGGGUUGGGGGCUGUCAGGCCCCUCAUAGGACACCUUCCCCGUGGGCAGGGGAUGUUGGGUUUGCCAAGAGGGAGGAAGAAACUAGAGUCCAAGAAAAACUGCCUGGUGGGGGGCUGGACCUGCCUGUUGGGCUGCUGCCAACCUUGGGCACCUUCUCCAGACCCAUGGGAGCAGCAGGGCCUGUGCGGAGGUGGGACUGGGCUGUGGUUACCUCAGGGUGAGUGUGAGACUCCCCUAGACGUGUGUUUGGAGGGAGGGGGGGUGAUCCCCAGCGUGAGCUGCCAGGCUGCUCUUCCCACAACCAUGGGGACUCAGCCUGGCUGCUCAGGGAACCAGCCAUUCGGGGGUCGGUUCUGCAGGCUCCUCACCUUGCCUGCAGCCCGUUGGGCCUGGUGCCCCCAGCUUCGCGAUACUGGGUCACUGACGAGCCAAACCAGCCACCAGGGGGUGCUGCCGCACAGCAGGAUGGGGGUGGCUGCCUGGCCUGAGCAGCGGGUGCUCUGCCCCUGCUGGGAUAGGAGAGCGCCAGGCCCUGUGGGCAGGGGGUGGGUGGUGGCCUGCUGGCAC
Messenger RNA from Mauremys mutica (yellowpond turtle), 3023 nucleotides. It is a transcript of the gene PDLIM7, whose product is annotated as PDZ and LIM domain 7. Gene Ontology annotation, molecular function: actin binding; muscle alpha-actinin binding. The record is from RefSeq and is a predicted model, not a curated record. Gene Ontology annotation, cellular component: adherens junction; filamentous actin; Z disc. The transcript is spliced from 10 exons. Bases 77 to 919 code for a protein of 280 amino acids. Lineage: Eukaryota; Metazoa; Chordata; Testudines; Geoemydidae. Gene Ontology annotation, biological process: actin cytoskeleton organization; muscle structure development; heart development.